AUGCCUCACGUGGGCCUCAUUCGGCUCCUGAGCCCAGUUGGACGGUUGGGUUUUGCCCGUGUCACGGUGGGGUCGGGGGAGCAGACGGCGCGGGCGGCUGUGAUUGAGAGCGCUGUCACAGCACCUGCGGUCACGGCCUCUGACGAACUACGCCGGGGGGGCAUGAAUAAUGUGCACCCUGCGGGGCGGCCCUCGUGGCCGGGAUGCCACUGUGUGCCGUGCCAGUCCACGGUGGACGGUGAGGGGCAGGACGAGGGGACAGAGUGCCCGCGGCUGAGAGGAGGUGGCCCGCACCAAACGGGAGAAAUGAACCUCUGCUGGAACGAGAUCAAACGCAAGUCCCACAACAUCCGGGUGCGGCUAGAGGCGUUCUCUGACAACAGCGGGAAGCUGCAGCUCUCGCUACAGGAGAUCAUAGAAUGGCUGACAGCCAAGGAUGAGGAGCUGUCGGAGCAGCUGCCCAUUGGAGGCGACGUGGGGGCCGUCCAGCACCAGAGGGAGUUCCACCAGGCGUUCAUGGAGGAUGUCAAGUCCCGCGGGCCGUUCAUCUACUCGGUGUUGGAGUCCGCCCAGGCCUUUCUGGCUCAGCACCCCUUCCAGGAGCCGGAGGAGACCCUGGCCGAUGGAAAAGAGCUCUCUCCCAGCCGGCGGAUCUUGAAUGUGAGCCGCUCAGUAUGGAAGCAAGCGAACGUGGCCAGUGACCUGUGGGAGAAACUGACGGCACGCUGUGUGGACCGCCACAGACACAUGGAGCGGACCUUAGAGCGUCUCCUCCAGGUCCAGGCAGCGAUGGAGGAGCUGGCCGUGGCCCUGGAGCAGGCCGAGGGCGUGAGAGACGCCUGGGAGCCUGUGGGAGACCUCUUCAUAGAUUCUCUGCAGGACCACAUAGACGCCACCAAGUUAUUUAAGGAGGAGCUCACCCAGGUGAAGGAGGGCAUGAAGCACAUCAAUGAUCUGGCUCACCAGCUGGCCAUCGCCGAUGUUCAUUUGUCGAUGGAGAACGCCCGCGCCCUGGAGCAUCUCAACAGCAGAUGGAAAGUGCUGCAGGGCUCCAUAGAGGAGAGGCUGAAGCAGCUCCAGGAUGCACACAGAGACUUUGGCCCCGGAUCGCAGCACUUCCUCUCCAGUUCAGUGCAGAUACCAUGGGAGCGUGCCAUCUCGCCCAACAAAGUACCCUACUACAUCAACCAUCAGGCCCAGACCACGUGCUGGGACCAUCCAAAGAUGACAGAGCUGUACCAAGCGCUGGCGGACCUGAACAACAUCAAGUUCUCAGCCUACAGAACAGCCAUGAAGCUGCGACGGGUUCAGAAGGCUCUGAGACUGGAUUUAGUGGCGCUGAGCGGCCUUGUGGAGGUGUUCCGGGACCAGGAGUUACAGCAAGCGGAGCACGUGAUGGACGUGGUGGAGGUGAUUCACGGGCUGACGGCUCUGUACGAGAGGCUGGAGGAGGAGAGGUCCAUCGUGGUCAACAUUCCCCUGUGCGUUGACAUGUGUCUUAACUGGCUGCUCAACGUCUACGACAGUGCUCGAAACGGCAAAAUGCGAGUGCUCAGCUUCAAGAUGGGAUUAGUGAGCUUAUGCAACGCCGACGUCCAGGAGAAGUACAAAUACUUGUUCCGUCAGGUGUCUGGUCCUGGAGGUCUGACCGACCAGCGGCACCUCAGCCUGCUGCUGCACGAAGCCAUCCAGAUCCCGCGCCAGUUGGGCGAAGUUGCCGCUUUUGGGGGCAGCAACGUGGAGCCCAGCGUCCGUAGCUGCUUCCGCGUGGCCCCAGGGAAACCUUCCAUUGAGGUGUCUCAUUUCUUGGAGUGGAUGAGCCUUGAACCCCAGUCGAUGGUUUGGCUUCCUGUCCUCCACCGUGUGACUGCUGCAGAGUCGACCAAGCACCAAGCCAAAUGCUAUGUAUGCAAACAGUGUCCCAUCAAGGGCUUCAGGUAUCGCAGUCUGAAGCAGUUCAAUGUGGACAUCUGCCAGACAUGUUUUCUAACCGGCCGCACUACCAAGGGAAAGAAGCUGCACUACCCCAUCAUGGAGUACUACACGCCAACAACCUCGGGGGAGAAGAUGAGGGACUUUGCCAAGACUCUGAAGAAUAAGUUCAGGUCAAAGCAGUACUUCACCAAACACCCGCAGAGAGGUUACCUGCCGGUGCAGUCGGUGCUGGAAGCCGAGAGCUCGGAGACGCCGUGCUCCUCUCCCAAGCUGCCCCAUGCAGACACACACAGCCGAAUUGAACAUUUCGCCAGCAGACUGGCAGAGAUGGAGAGCCAGAAUUGUUCAUUCUUCACGGAUAGCCUGUCUCCUGAUGAAAGUCUGGAUGAAGAUCAGUACCUCCUGCGUCACUCCAGCCCCGCCCUGGACCCUGACUCCCCCUGCGGACAACACAUGAUGCUGGUUCACCUGGACCACCAGGACAAGGAGCAGCUCCAGUGCACCCUGGCCCGUCUGGAGAACGAGAACAGGGUGCUGCAGGGCGAGUACAGGCGGCUCAAGUGGAAGCACGAAGAAGCAGCGUCAGUCCCCAUGCUGACGGAGGCUGGGGAGGACGGCCCGGGUUCACCCACGGCAGACGGGCAGCAGGACGAGGAGCUCCUGGCCGAGGCUCGGGUCCUCCGGCAACACAAGACGCGCCUCGAGACCCGCAUGCAGAUCCUGGAGGACCACAACAAACAGCUGGAGUCGCAGCUGCACCGGCUCAGGGAGCUACUGCUACAGCCCAAAGAUGAUUCCGAGGCCAACGGAUCAGAGCCGUCCACCCUGUCGUCCCCCGUGUCGGGGGGGGGCCGCCACGUGGAGCCGGCCAGCAGAGAGACCACCGACACUGAAGCAGCAGGAGACGAACUGGAGCAGGACACGGUGCUGCAGCUCCAGGAAGUCAUCGAGCAGUUGAGAAACGUCUUCCCCUCGGAACCGGGCACCACCUCACACAUUUAAACCCUGAGUGGGCCUGGAGGAGCAAAGAGACAGCCUGA
Molecule: messenger RNA, 2975 nt
Organism: Limanda limanda (common dab)
Lineage: Eukaryota; Metazoa; Chordata; Actinopteri; Pleuronectiformes; Pleuronectidae
Gene: drp2
Product: dystrophin related protein 2
Exons: 24
Coding region: 1-2937 (978 amino acids)
Biological process (GO): synaptic signaling
Cellular component (GO): plasma membrane
Molecular function (GO): zinc ion binding; protein binding
Source: RefSeq, a predicted model, not a curated record